Durusdinium trenchii is the source of this 1065-nucleotide messenger RNA. NCBI's taxonomy places the organism in Eukaryota, Dinophyceae, Suessiales, Symbiodiniaceae. The record is from the annotation of a GenBank genome assembly.
AUGCCGCCCCGCCCGCGGGACGCGCCUCCACGCCGCGCGAGCAGCACUCGGAGGAGUCAGGUGGUUCCUGAGCGGCCACAAGUGGCGGAUGGGAGCCAACAAUGGAUGGGCGCCAGCUUCUACGUGCAAAUCGAGCGCUGCGCGGGUGUGCCCAAGCAAUCCUGCUCCGUGCGUUUAGAGGAGGAAGUCUAUUUGCAGAAAGCGCAGGCCUUGAAGGAGAGCAUUGACCACUUCUUCGAGGGCGCCCUGGAGGUGUGCAUCCUCGAUGUGCCCACCCUGUACGCCCUCGAAGUGCGAGUCAUGCGCGAGUCGUUGCAUCCCAGACAUGGCACACCAGUGUUUGCCAAGGAGGCAAUGGCUCAAGGAGCCCAGACACUCUUUUCGAAAGUGGCUUGCAAGAAGUGGCCACGGGCUGCCGACCUGUGUGCGCGCCUGCAGGAGUUCUGCCGCAUCCCCGUGGUGAUCCGCCUGCUGUGCAAGGAGCAGCCCCAAGGGGUGCGCAAAGACAGCAGCUUGCCCUUGGAGGUGCAGCAUGCCAUGAACAGCCAGCGGCGCAGCCCGGGACAUGUCGACGAGCUUUUGCCAUUGGACCAUGCGACCUUCAGGGCGCUCCACAGCACUGGCAAGGAGAUCCUCUUCUCCACAGAUGCCGAGGGUUGCUCGCAGGAGGUGCUUCACCCAGGAAGGUUUGAGCUGCGCUGCGACCCGAAAGGCACCUACGACAGGUUGGACCCUUGGUCCAUCGAGGUCCCCUCCACCUUCGUGCCCUUGGAGGCCGGCCGACCGCUGUUCUCGAUCGCGCCGUUCCGCUCGAGCGAAGCCAAGUCUCGUGGCUUCGCUGCCGGUUCGCCGGUUCGCCGCCAGUUCACGGUGGUGGCGAAGAUGAAGAAGCGCUGCACCUUCCAAGUGGUGGAUCAUUUGAACAGGCCCCUUUUGACCGUGGGAUGUGCCGUUUGUUCAGAGGUCGUGGGAUCGCUGGAAGACUUCCUGUUUCCCUGGUGCUCCGAAGAGGGUGAGGAGUACAAGAAAACAGGGUCAAAGGCAAGCUUGCACAAGCUUGCGUGA